AUGGCUUCGAACACAGAAAAAGCAAAAACAAUAGCUCAUUUUUUGAUCUUGGCUGUUUCGUUGGCUUUAUUGGCAAUCAGUAUAAUCACAUUGGUCAAUGUCAAUAAUAACAAUAAAGAUCAUGCCCGUACAACGCCAGGUACAACUAAUCCAAGUAAUGAUCAAAGUAUGUUUUUUGUAAAAUUAAUAGUCUCUAAUGGUAUUAUAGUAAAACGCCAUAUAACAAACUUUUUAAAAUAAUUGUGGUUCGUAAGUUUAUAAUGAUUAAGUUUAUUAAUUGUAAAGAAUGUUACUAUGCUGUAAAAUUAUAUAUUAUACUGCCCAAUUCCUUUUAGCAACCACACCCCGUCCACACACUAAUAUGAAUAUUCCUAAGCCAAAAGUAGUAGAUUCUGUAUCUCAACCAGAUCUUUUCAAAGCCUACAAAAGUUUUUCGGAUGAUCUGACAGCUUCCAUGAACUUUUCGUACGACCCAUGCAACAACUUCUACGAGUAUGUUUGUGGUAACAAGCCUAGAAGUAGCUUUGAUAUGGCUGAUGAACACAACGCCAAAAUGAUACUCAAGGGUUUGGACAGAAGUGGAGUAAGUUUGAGUUACAACAGAAUAUUAAACUGUUGCUCUAGAUGGCUCGUAUGAUAUGAAUGUUUUCAGAAUCGUCCCUACGCCGAAAAGACGAAACAGGCCCUCAAGAUCUGCGUGGAUUCAUACAAGAACAAAGAGAAGAUCCAUAAGAACGGAGAAGCGAUCAAAGAAGUGGUCGAAUUCGCCAAGACCAUUGGACUCAAGAUUCCGAUCUUUGGAGACAAAGUAACUAGUAUUGGCCCAACUGAAUUGGGAGAAUUAGUAGCUCGAAUCUCGGCUCAUUUUCAUGUAAAAACAUUUGUCGAUUAUCACGUCGACACUAAUUGGCCUCAUCCCACACCAGAAAAGAAACACCACACCCCUGCCUAUCGGCUGUUUAUUGACCAACCGGUUACCUACUAUCCCGAACUGUUUUACAGAAAAAUCUUCGAUGAUAUUAAGCCAAUUUAUGCAAAAAAGAUCAAGAAUGUGGUUCUACAAGCUGCCAAACUCGUUGGUGUUGAUGUUAAUGUACAUGAUCUGGAAGAGGAUAUUGAAGAAGUGAUCAAGUUAGAGAAGGAAAUGGCUGUAGAUGUCAAUACAGACAAGGUUACUAGAAGAGAUUAUGGAAGGUACAAUAUUUUAAAUCAUUUCUUAAUAUUUGAACAAAAUUAUAGUCAACAUGGUUUGGCCAUGCCUGUAGCUAGAGGUGAGAAGCCAUGUAGGCCCGGCCCUACGAUCGGGCUGGCCCGUUUCACACCCCUAAAUGUAGCAAUAUGUUUGUGACAGAGCAAUCUUUUGUCGGCAAUUCAAACAAAGAAAUAUUAUAGAAAGGAACACUUGACUCGACAGUCAGACAUUACACAUAAGAAAAUAAAAUUAAAGAAUAUAUAACUCCUCAGAAGUACGAAUUCGACAAAUUGUUUUUUAAAACUUUAUUACCGUUUUUUUUAAAUAUUUUUUUUUCUCAUCUGUACAUUUUUAGAAGUUUUAACGUCGUCACCUCAGAAAGCCUUGUAAGUUACUUCAUCCAAUACACAGACUUCUUGACAGAAGUUAGCCGAAUUGAGACCUCAGGAGAAAUCCACAGUUUGGUUUCUAAUCUUAAGUAUGAAGUUAUUAAUAUGGAACCAGACGGUUUGUUUAAAUUGGCAGACUACUGGUGGGAUAAAGAUGACAAGUUUAUCUACAACUAUCUCUUCUACCGCAUCCUAUUGCAAUUUGAAGAAUACUUCCCGGAGCAAACAGAGAAAACAGUGAUCGACACUUUACUAUCAAAGAAAUAUGGUCAUAAGUGGGGAUUGGAAGACGAUUUGAAACAUAAAUUGCCACAAUUCCAACGAAAAGACUUUGGAGAGGAUAAUAUUGAAGAAAAAUGUUUGGAAAAGAUUGUGGUGUUGAUGCCAGAAGCGACCAGUCGAUUGUUUGUCGACGGAGUCUUCUUGAAUCAGAAGGAGAAGGAGAUUAUGAAGAAGCAGGCCUCGCAGCUGGUUUCUAAUGUCUUGACUGGAUUUCAGGUAACACAAUAUUAAACUUUAAAAAAUUUUGUGUUUUUUAUUUAACAAAGUGAAUAAUUUGUAAAUCAAUUUUUAUCAGAUGUGAUAGUUAAAUAGUUCUAAGUACCCGAUAUGUGUAAUAUUUUUAGGCUCAAAUAGACGAGCUCAACUGGAUGUCACAGGAAUCGAAAGAAAGUGCUUAUGAGAAGAUUAGGUAUUUAACACGGAAUAUUGCUUACCCAGAGUGGGUUGAUGACGACGAAAAGUUGAACGAAUUCCACAAAAACCUGUACCUAAUGGGUGAGUUUUUAAUGAAAGAGAUAAAGAAUAUUAAAAAUUUUUAAAAUAAUGUUUGUGGUCUUUAAAGUGACGUUUGUAUGUCUUAUAUAUUCCCACUAUAUUAUCUACUUUCAGAUGAUAUGGACUACAAAGACUUCGAAGAUACUUUCUUUAGAUGGCGUCGCGAGAAGGAAUGGGAACAGCUGCUUAUGAACUCAACCGACCGGUCGUAUUUCGGUCGAUCAGCUGUGAUGGUCAAUGCGUGGUAUCAAGGAGGUCGCAACUCUAUCACUAUGCCAUUUGGUAUCUUCCAGCGGCCGUUUUACGACCCGAACUACCCAGCUGCUAUAAAUUAUGGAGCUGUUGGAGUAGUCGCUGGACAUGAACUUACACAUGGUUUUGACGAUCAGGGUGUUCAAUGGGAUGGAUAUGGUAGAUUGAGGACUUGGAUGGAUGAUCGUACCCGGGAGGGUUUCAAAAGGAUGGCGCAAUGUGUUAUCGACCAGUACAGUAAUUUUAAGCCGUUGGAUGAUCUGAAUAUUAAUGGACAAAUGACUCAAGGAGACGACAUUGCAGACAAUGGAGGUAAUGCUUAUUAUGUUUUUAAAGGUAUCAAUAAAUUAGUGUAAUUAAAAUUGUUAUAGGGUUUUAAAUUAAAAAAUGUAGUAUAUGUAAAACCAGUUAAUAUUACUUAUCUUCUAGGUAUCAGGGCAGCUUACAACGCUUUCCAAGCUCAUAUGGAGUUAUUAGGCCAAGAUCCGCGCCUUCCAGGCCUACUACAAGGUUUCACCCCCGAACAGAUGUUCUUCAUUGCUAAUGCUCGAGUUAGUUGUGAAGAAGAGGUUCCAGAUGAUGUAAUGAGAAAGUUCUUGUUAACCGACUUACAUUCACCAUCGAAGUAUCGUGUUCUUGGUCCAUUGCAGAACUUCCCAGCUUUUAGAACGGCUUUCAACUGUCCUAUUGGAUCGACAUAUGCUCCAAGACAACAUUGCAACGUGUGGGCUUCUAAAGUCGAAGCUGGUGAGGGUUUUUUGUUAACAGUGCGUAGAAAUAUAAAAAAAAGACUUUAUUUAUAAUGAGCUUGAAACUUAGUUUGAAAUUUUUAAAACAAUAACAAUUUUCAGGCAGGGGAAUUCCCAUUGUACCUAAUUUUGCUCCAACUGUGAAUAUUGAAAAGCCGGUUGUCAACAAUACAAAACAGUACAAGUAUAUUGCGUCAGGAUGGACGGAGAACUUGUACCUGGACGGCGAUACCUGCAAAGACUUCCAUUCCUACUCAUGUGGUGGUAAAAGUGACUUUAGUCCAUUAGAAGAGGCCAAGAACAAGCUUCAGAAGGCUGUUGUUGAUAAGAUUAACGGAGAGGAGUUAGAAGUAAGAGCUUCUUUACUCGUUAACAUACUUGUCUUGCACUCGAUUUUCUAUUUUUAAGAUUUUUGAAUGAAUCUAUAGGCUUUAUAUCUUAUUUUAUUGAUAUUGUUUCAGUUUCCGCAAUCUCUAGCUCAGUCAAUGUUCAAGACUUGUGGUUCUACAAAAACCACUAACGGCACGGCUUUUGUGGGCAUGUUUAAGUAUUUUGAAAUGGUCUUGGGCAUACCAUUUUUACCAGCAAACGCCACCAUAAAUCCUACAGAUCUGGGCCGAGCUUUAAGUAUUCUCUCAUCUGGCUACGGUGUUAACGUGCUGUACUCAGUAGAUGUUCGCCCAAGUGUUGGGAACAGAAACCUAGAGCCGGGCUACAAACUGCAGUUGGGUGCUCCAGACUUCUUGUACGAUAAGAGCGUCUACUUGACUGGAGAUACGUCGCUAAGUCUUGCUAGUAACCUCGCUCUAGCUGUUGUACGAAAACUAGCUGCUGUACUACCUGACCUACAACAACGUGACUACGACGAGGUGGUGGCAGCGGUGGAACAAGCAUUGUACUUUGAGCAUCCGCUGGGUGUUGUAUUCAACAGAAACAACUCUAGAGUUGAAGGUCAAAAGGAAUACAAGCUACAGGAACUGUACGAUACAGAGUACGGUAAACUUCUGCGAAUUGAAUUCUUAUUAAAAGACCUCAACGGAAUUUAUAAAUCGUUACAUAACAGUAGUUUUAUUACCGAAGACACAAAGAUUGUGGUAGAAAAUGAAAAGGUAUUUGAAGCGUUGACAAGCUUCUACAAGAGAAUCUACAGUAGCCAAGAAAACACGGUAAACUUUGUUAACCAUCUCUACAUCAGGUUGUUCUUGAGAUACCAACAUCUGAUUCCAGAACUUUUCGACGUGUCAUCUGACAUUGUUCCGGUGUAUAAAGAACGAUUAUACGAUGACAUAGACAAGAAUGUGGAGAAGACAUGUUAUCAUGAAGUCAAGGACACAUUGCCACCGCUUUUUGCUAAUAUUGCUGUAAACAAUGUUUACGAGAAUGUAGACGAAUUUAAGAAGGUUAGAAGCGAGGUUGGAACAGUUGUACAAACGGUGGUUCAGAGCUUCGAAGGGUUGAUUAACGGAUUAUCGUGGAUGCCAGUAGAAGAUCGUGACAAAUUCGUGCGGAAGUUAAGAGGAAUCGCGAGAAAUAUUGGAGUGAACGAUGAGUGGCUAGACAAUGACAAGCUGAAGGAGUAUUACAAGGAAUUUCUAGAGCCUAACACGAUGUCGUAUGUUUUUGCUUUUUUGAAUUUUGCUUUUUUUAUUUAAUAUUUAUUUGUGAUUUUAAUUUUUUAAGAAAUCAUCCCAAGGCUUUGGAUUCUCUUCAACAGAAUAUCUUACUGUCAUUGUUAUCUAAUACAAGUGCUCCUCUUCCGUUCCCGAACACCUUAGACUACUGGUUUUUGAGUUCCAACCUUUUCAAACGAGUUCAAAGCCUAAACAAACUGUCUCUAACUCAAGUGAGACGAAGUGAGAUUGCUGAAAAUCAUAAUUUGAAGGUUACUGUAGAUUACGAAAGGAACUCCAUCAAUAUUCCACUAGAAUACCUACAAUCUCCAUACUACAGUAAAGACAAUCCACAAGAAUUUACUUUCAGUACUUUGGGAGUCGAGAUUGGCAGAGCAUUAGGACAGCUUGUAAGCACGGAGGGAUUACAGUACAACGAAAAAGGAGAACUGGAGUAUUGGCUAGGGCAAGAUACUCUCAAGAAAUUGGUUGACAAGUAUGAACACCUUUCGGAUUACUUUGAGAACAAAGAAGUGUUGGUCAGAGUGAUGAAAGACUUGUUUGUGGUCGAAAACACUGCCAUUUUAGUGGCCAAGAAGGCUUUGGACGAAUGGCACAGUGUGUACGGUAACGAUGGAAGUCUACCUGAUGAAUUCAUGCGAUUACUUACACCGGAACAAUUGUUUUACUAUGGAUAUUCACAAGGGUUCUGCAAGGAUGUACAACAACGCGCGUAUGUCUAUGGGAACAAACAGCUGCUGAACAAGUUGGUAGAUAACAGUAGAGACUUCCAGAAGAGCUACAAUUGCAAACAAGAGAAGAAUGCUACCGUCGUUGAUGUAAGUUAAGUCAGACGAUUUUAAAUGUUAGAUUAAUAUUUAAAAAUGACUAAAUUAUAAUUUUUCAGUUAUGGGAAUCCCCCGCCGACCCAAUAGUAGGUGUACCAGAUCUGCCCAAACUGGCUCCAUCCCUCAAUAUCAACAAGAAUUCUCCGGUAUCAAACAACAAGAACUACGAAGAAGUUGUCCAUCACCUCUCAACCUCACUCGACGUCCGCCAAGACCCCUGCAAUAACUUCUACGAGUACACGUGUGGUCGAUUGAGUGAAGAAACCGUAUUUGAAAGGGUGGAACAGAACAACCUUGCUCGACUCUACUCUGAAAUCAUGAAGCCAAUGGCUCCAGAUGACAUUCAGCCAGUCCAGAUGCAAAAAGAGUUUGUCAGGACAUGUGUUAAUUACCACGAGAAUCCUAUGCAAGAUACGAAACCGGCGAAAGAAAUAACUGAAAAGCUGUUCAGCUACAGUAAGAUGCAUUUUGGCUUAUUAGAUGGUGUUUUUAACUAUACAACACCGUCACCGCUAGAAACCGGAAAGGCUUUGGGCUAUUUGUAUGGUACUUUUGGUACAAAUAGUAUAGUGACAUUGUCUCCUAUUGUGAACCUCAAACAUCCUGACCAAGGCUACACCUUCCACUUGAAGCCAGGAGGUCUGAUCACCGAAAGAAUGUUAAGAAACAACUAUCCUGACACUGCUGUGAUCGAAAGUCUUACCACACAUAUCCUGAAGUACAUCUCAAGUCAACGUAAAGUCAAUAUCAGAGAUUUCGCAAGGGUUAAAGCAGCAGCACAAGGUUACUAUGGUCUAGAGAAAGGGUUGUUUGAUGUGAUUAAGGAGAAGAAAGAGCUCAGGAAUGUGACAGAAAAGUACGAAAGAGUUACUAUUGGAGAGCUACAGAAAUGGAGCUACAGUAUCGACAUAGUUGGUAUGUUUGAAGGAGCACUGAACGAGUAUAAACAAAUUGUACCAAAGUUCCAAAGCAAGCACCAAGAGGUAUAUGUAGAUGAUUUGGAGUUUCUGAAGAAACUUCUGGCAAAGUUUGACCAACUGACAUUAGGUGAGUGAUGUUACAGUAAGGGUUGAGUCAUAAAAUAAUGGUUCUUUAAAAUAAGAUAAUCCCAAAAUUACUUUUAUGUUUAAGAGCAAAAGUUAAACAAAUUCUCAACAUAAACUUAGUUUCAAGACUAACUGAAAACUAAAAUUUUAGAUUGGGAUGACGAACUUUCGAAUUAUCUUCACCUUGUGGCCAUAUACACCGACAACGGAAAGUAUCUACCACGUGAAGUCAACUGGGAUAACAAUAAAAUAAUAAACGAAAAGUUGACUUCACUUCUUGAAAAAACAGAAUCAGAAACUAAAAUAGGCGACGAUGUUGAGAUCGCUAGGAACUGUGUUCAUGAAGCCAUAAACUUGUUCGACCAAGUGGCCAACUACCAGUUCGUCAAAACUUCUUUGCCAAAGAAGAAACAACAACUGGAGCUGAAGAGGAAUGUGGCCAAGGUUGUGGAUUCUGUUUUACUGGGCUACAAGAGCAUGCUGGAAUCUUUGCCAUGGCUAUCAUCAGAGUCUAAGAAUGUGAGUGGCUUAUAAGUAUUUUUAGAUAAAGGUCGAAGAGUUCACCGACUCUCGGUUUUUAUUUAUCUACAAAGUUAUUUCAGCAAGCCUAUGCCAAGCUCUCUUAUCUGGCCAAAAAUCUUGGCUAUGACAACACUACUGAUAGCAAAAAGGCCCUUCUAAAGUACUACGACACUUUGUACUUUUUUGAUAUAUUGUCUUAUGACGAGACAAUCUUCAGAGUCAACAAUUACAAACAGCAAAAGCUGAUAGAAAAAUUGACUUCAUCAGAGGCACGUCGUGAAGGCUUUGGUAUUAACAUCUUUAAUCCAGUUUUAUCAUACGACGAAGCAACAAAUGGACUUUCAGUACCAUUAGGAGUGUUACAAAGCCCACUGUUUGAUGAAAAUUGGCCUGAGGCUGUCAAAUAUGGCGCUUUUGGAAGUUUGAUAGGAGAAAACGUUCUUUAUGGGUUCAGUAGGUUACUUUCGUGUUUUGGUUUGUAUAUUUUUUUAGUUUGCUUUUUGGCGCGAUAAUUUCAAAAGAUCUGUCUAAUCGUCUUUGACAAAAAUCAUUUCAGACGAUGUGGGUUCUCAAUACGACUACAUAGGCAGCCCUAACUCAUGGCUAGACAAAACAUAUCUCAAAGAGUACAAAAAGAUGGCCAAAUGUGUGGCUCAUCAGUACUCCAACUUCUGUGAAUCAAUCAAUGGCACCAAACAAUGUGUUGAUGGAAAGGCUAAACAACAUGACAUUCUGGCUAACAUCGGAGGUCUACAAGCUGCUUUCCGAGCUUACCGAAACUCGAUUGGAGUUACUGGCUUUGACGAUGCGUUACCUAAUGAACUGAUGGGACAAUAUACUGAAGAUCAGCUGUUCUUCUUGUCUUAUGCAAAGGUUUAUUGUAGAAAACAAGAUAAGCAAUUCAAUGAGGACAAGUACAAGGUAAUGGGAGCUCUACAGAAUUUCCCAGCAUUCAAAGAGGCCUUCAAAUGUCAAGCAAGUGUCUACGCUCCGUCUGAUCAUUGCAACGUGUGGGUAAACGAUAUUGAGCCAUGUAAGUUAUAUAGAUACCAAAUAGUUACUUUUAAGUUUAAAAACAUAUUUUUUAAGAAUAACACAUUCGUAUACCGGAAUAUAACAAAAACAUUUCAGCACUAGCUCUGCCAUCAACGACAACAACUCUACCACCACUAAACAUACCAUUACCACAAAAGUCCGAAGACAAUGACGAUAGCCAAGAAGUGAUCCAACUGUUCCAUUCUACUUUGGAUAUUGAGCAAAGUCCAUGUGACAACUUCUAUGGCUAUGUCUGUAACAAUGUGCCUGACAAAUUUGAAACGGAAGAACAGAAGGCUACAAGAACAUCGUCACAACAUGUAGUAGACACCCUAGAAAACGAAAAUAUUGAGUUUGCGAAGAAACACAUCAUCAAGAGUUACUACGAAGCCUGCAAAGAUACGAAGUCAAGUGACAAACACCGACAACAAUACAUGAUUGAUCUCGUUGACAGCUUCAAAAAUGACAUUGGGUCAGGUUACCCUCUGUUUGCUGUAAAUGGAACUGAUAUUGACAAGAACUUUGCCGAAAAAGCUGUAGCCACCUUGUUCACCAAGUACGAUACAGCUACAUUGUUCUCAAUCACAGUAGAACCCAAUCUGGAGACCAUGGUACCUUACCCAUCGUAUCUACUCAACUUCGACGAUGACAUAUUAAUGUUCCCUCAAGAAUGGCACCAAGAAAGGUACAGAGCUGGUAUGAAGAAGUAUAUUAACCAGCAGGUUUGUGAUGUCUUGAAGCAAUACAUUGAAGUUAUCGACUUUAAAAACGUCAUAGAUAUAGACGAGGCUGCCGAAAGCAUUGUAUACAUUGAAGCUGUAUUGUCAAAGUUUGUGAAGAGGCGAGAUCAAAAAGAGAUUUUGCAAGAAAGACAGAUUGUCAAUACAGUGAACAUACUGCCAGAAGAUUACAAGAAGUUCGACUGGGUUUUAUUCUUCGACCACUUAUUGAAGUCAGCUCCUUCUGCUGUCAGGUCAAAGAUUUUGGCUAAAGAAAACGGAACGGAAACGUUGAGCAAGGAGUACAAGAUCAGUGUCACCAAUUGGGACGGACUCAUUGAUAUUUUAAAGCUGCUGGAAGAUAAAACAUACAGUAUUACACGUGAAAACUUGGUAGAUUACUUCUACUUCAGACUACUGUGGAGUCAAAAGUAAGUUAUCAUAAACAUUUCUUUAGUAAAAUGGUGAAAUAAACAUGAAUAGAAACAACUAAUACACCUAAUAAUAACGGUUAAACUAAUUUUCAGGGAUAUUUUGUCCCCUGCCCCUCAAGGUCAACAACUCUCAUUGGAUUGUGCUCUUGAAUCUCGGAAAUUCAGCAGGCUAAGUGAUCGUGCUUACUUUGAAUCUAGCACGAUUCUUUUCGACAAUAUUAAGAACAAGAUCUCAGCCUUAACAAACACUAUUCUGAAUGUCUUUGUUACCCACAUUCGUCGUGUUUCUUGGCUUCGCGACGAUGCUAAAGCCACAGUCAUUGGCAAGAUCAACAAUAUCGGAGUCAAUGUUGUCGGAGAUGUUGCUGCAAUUCAAGAUGGGGCCAUCGAAGAGUACUUCAAAGAUUAUGACAGUGCUUCUGAAGGUUUUAUGGAUAAAAGAGCUUACUUAAAUGAGUUCAACAAAGGAAAACAGUUUGAGAAACUUCUACAGGAUUCUGUCCGGAAGGAGUUUGAAGGCAGUGCUGUUGAUGUAAGUGGUAAAACACCUUUUUCUGAUAAAAAAAGCAGUAAAACUUUAUAAGAACAAUAAGUGGCUAAUAAAGUGAAUGCGUCUUAGGUUGCCAUCAAAUACGAUCACUUUACAAACAGUUUGACUAUACCUGCAGCUGUUCUGGAGUCCUACUUUAAUCCCAAGUAUCCAAAAGCGGUUAACUUUGGUGCCAUUGGUACAAGAAUCGCUCAUAAACUGGCUCAUUCGCUAGGUAAAAUUACAUUGUCAAUUAUUAUUUUAUCUUUUUCGGACAAAAUUUUGUUAGUUCUUGUUUUUAAACGAAAUGUCAUGAAAUGUGACGAAGUGUCAAUUUUCCCAGUAAAAUUAAAUUUAUAAAAAAUUUGUUAAAAACAACAUAAAUUUUAAUUUUUAGACAAACUUGGUAUUCAAUUGGAUGCUCGUGGCAAGUACGACGAUUGGUCGCGAGACUAUGCCGCUUUUGGAAAUCUUCUGGACUGUUUGAAGAAGCAGUACGGAGAGUUUUGUCCACUGAGAAACACAACUUUUGCUCAGAAAUGUCUAGAUCUGGAUGAAAUUGUGGAUGAAAACAUUGCCGACAAUAUUGGUAAGGAUUUAUUACCUUUUUUUGUUGUUUAAAAAUAUUCUUCAGAAAUUUUGCGUAUUUUAGAGAUAGGCUUAAUGCUUGUAACUUAUUCAUACCUAUUUAGCUUCUCACGUAACCUUGACCGCCUAUCAAUUGUGGAAAGACCAUGAUGGAGAAGAUGCCAGAUUGAACGACAACUUACUAGGCCAGUUUACAGCUGAUCAAAGCUUCUAUUUGAGUUAUGCACGACAGUUUUGUGAGAAUCCCGAGUCUGGUAUUGAUGUGUUUACAAAAUUGACUUUUGAAGACAUUGUGCCGUCUGAAUUUAGAGUUCAAGGAGUUCUACAGAACCAUCGAGCUUUCAGAUCUGCUUUUAAUUGCCCAGCUGACAGUAAAUACAGUGGACAAGCUACCUGUGAUGUGUUUACGGGAGGUAAUGGUAAGAUUGUUUUGUUUUAUUGAAAAUUUGAUUAAGGAAUUUUAAAAUGUGCAACAUGUAUAAAAUACGGUGACGUUAACAAAGUUUUAGGUAAAGUUUACAAAAUUUUAGGCAUAUCAUCUCAACAAACAUCUUUGAACAUUAGAGAAAAGAAGAAGAUUGACAAUAGUUACCCAGAAAGCCAAGUAAAAGCUUACAAGUUGGCUGCUGAGAACUUCAACUACUCUAUGGACUUGACUGCCGAUCCAUGUAACGAUUUCUACAAAUAUUCUUGUGGUAACUACAAAAAGGCUAAGAGUUUUACGAUUUUGAGAGAACAAAACUACCGGAAUCAGGCCAAGGCUAUCAUGAAUAUUGAUCUGGAAAAAGAGGUGAGUAUAGAACAAGUAAUGUCUUUUAAAAAUAUUAUUUCAUUUUUUACCUUAACUGUUAAUCUCACUGUCUUUAGCCUUCCACUGCGUUAAAAAAGCUUCGCCAAUACUACGAUCAGUGCGUUGAAACCUACGAGAACUACGAAGACAGAAUAAAAGAAGGUAAACAGAUCAACGAAGCCAUUAAUCAAUUACAACAAGUUCUCGGUAACAACAACAAGCCUACCAUGUUUUAUAAAAAAGCCCUGCUUCCGGCUACAGCAUCCUUAGAGAAGGCUAUUGCUUACCUUCAAGUAACUGAAGGUAUCCAGACUCUCAUCACAGAAUCUGUAGAAGUUGACGGUGAAGAAGGAGCUGCGGAACCUGGGAAGAAGCCAGAGCUACUCUAUAUGGACGAACCGACUUUGUUAUUGGGCAAGAGUUACUAUCAAGUGGCACCAUGGAAAGACCAAGAAGCCAAGUACAAGAAGGGCAUGUUGAAUACGUUGAAGAAGGCGCUGUUUGUCUACAAGAAACACGAUCCGAACGCUGAUGCUGAUGAGGAGAGGCUUCACAAGUUUGUCGAGGAAUUUACGGACCUGGAAGUCAAAUUAGCGAGAGAAGCAUACGCUACAGAUGAAACUAAACGUAGACAAUAUACUUGUACCAAGUAUAAUAUGGCCGAUCUUAACGUAAAGUUCCCCGGCGUUAAAACUACUGUUUACAUUACCGAGUUAAAGUCGUUGUCUGGAAUUGGUGCUACAGGUAACACAGUGGCCUUUAAAUGGCCAGAAACUUACAAAAAGCUGUGGAGCGAUAUUAAUGGUAAAAGAUUGGCGAGCCACGAAACCAUAGUGAACUACUUGUACAUGAGGUUAAUCAUGGCCAAAGCAGCGUUGAUUCCAACACUAGAAGCUAUGAAGACUUCUGAAUUAAAAAUAACGUUUAAUUCUACCGAACUAUCUAAAACGACAUCAGAAGAUAUCGCUCAAAAGUGUGGCAUGCAAACUCAGAUGAAGAUGAUGUACGCCAAUGGUCGUGCCUUUGCUGAUUACUUAUAUCCGACAGUAACAGACAAGGAAAACGCGCGAAAAGACGUGGAGAAGAUGAUCGACAACAUUCGCCUUCAGUUCCAGGGAAUGUUGGACGAAUUGACGUGGCUGGAUCCAUCUUCUAAACAGUUUUUGACCGACAAAGUUACGAAUCUGCAGAAGAACAUACUGUACCCAAGUUUCUCGCUUGACAACGCAAACUUGGACAAAUAUUACAGUAGUUUCAGUGUGGGUAAAGACUUUUUCGAGACUACGAAAAGAUUGAAUGUUCAUCUGAAGUACCACGAGAUGUUCUACACGACAUCAGAAGGCAAGAACUAUCGUGAUGAUUUCAUUCAAUGGCCUGGUACUGUCAAUGCUUGGUAUGAGGUGAGUGGUUGAUAGAAAGAUGGUCAAAUUAUAAAUAAAAUUACUUAUAUAGUUUAAAUGGAAUUUUAAAAGUUUUGAGGGGUGAAUUACUGUAUCUUUUAUUGGUAACGUAUUGUUUUAGCCCUUCUACAAUUCGUUGACAAUUCCUGAGGGCAUCGUUCAGUCGCCGUUUUACAACCCUGAAUGGCCAACUUCUCUAAACUAUGGAGGCCUUGGUGUUGUUACUGGACAUGAACUAUCGCAUGCGUUUGGUAAGUACAGUUAUUACUUUAUCUAUCACGGCUGUCGCUUGACUGAGGGGAUGGUGUAAAGGAAAAUUAUGGUUUUUUAGGAAGAUAUACUACAGUUAUAAAUUCAGGCCUACUGCUGAAUCUUACGUUCUAAAUAAAAUCUAAUAAUACCCUAUUUUAGACGAUGAAGGCAUCCAAUGGGACGGAAUCGGCCGCCGUAGCAAAACCGGCCUCUCUCCAGAAGCCUACAAGCGGUUCAACGAAAUGGCACAAUGUAUCGUGGACGAAUACGGCUCCUUCGAACCUCUGGAUCCGGCCAAGUAUUCUCCAUCUCAUCUGAAUGGAGCCAACACUCAGGGCGAGAACAUUGCCGACAACGGUGGUAUACACGCCGCGUACCGUGCUUACAAGAAUCACAUCCAACUGAACGGUCAAGAACCUCAGCUGCCCCAUGAUGUGCUACAGUACCUCACGCACGAUCAGCUGUUCUUCUUAUCCUUCGCUCAAGUCUGGUGCCAGGAAGACGCGACUCCAGAAGAGCUACACAAACAGAUUUUGACCGAUCCUCAUUCUCCGUCGGUCUACCGUGUAAUGGGUACGGUCCAGAAUUACCCCGCCUUUAGGGAGGCUUUCAAUUGUCCUGCUAAUGCUCAAUAUACUCCGCUGAAGCAUUGCAGUGUUUGGGUGCCGGAGGGACAGUUGGUAUAG
Molecule: messenger RNA, 13818 nt
Organism: Bursaphelenchus okinawaensis
Lineage: Eukaryota; Metazoa; Nematoda; Chromadorea; Rhabditida; Aphelenchoididae
Source: the annotation of a GenBank genome assembly